AAAUGGUGAUUUUAUCAAAGACUUAUUAGCGGAUUUGACAGGACAAGUGCAGGAAGCUAUAGGAAAACAAGAAUGAUUCGAUAAAUGGAGGGUACAUUAUUUACCUAGUUUAACAGGUUAGUUUUAUUGUAGAAUAGAAAAAAAAAUAACACAUCAAACUGAUUUCUUACAUUUCAGAUGCUCAUCUUCUUCAAGUCUGUAAUAAUUUCAAGGAUCCAGGUGUUCAACAUUAUGGAAAAGGCGUACUUUUCUCGAAGAUACGUGAUGAAAUGGAUGACACAUUUUGUAGCUUACAUGCUCCUAUAUCUUCAUUAACAACAAGUGCUCCAGUAGAUAUGGCUGUGUUCUAUAAUCCUGCUGGUGGAUGUUUUCACGGAGAAUGCUCUGUAAGCUUAAUGAAUGGUACAACGAACUUAGUAAAAGAUGUUCAGCCAGGUGACCGAAUGGCGCUACAUGGUGGCAUGGUUCGAUUUGUUGUCAAAACAAAAUGUCAGAAUCAAAAAGCAAAAAUGGUUAUCGUGAGUAACUGA
Molecule: messenger RNA, 530 nt
Organism: Rotaria sp. Silwood2
Lineage: Eukaryota; Metazoa; Rotifera; Eurotatoria; Philodinida; Philodinidae
Source: the annotation of a GenBank genome assembly